AUGAAAUCAAUCUGGUUCCUGCUAUGUUUGACCGUCGUGCUGGCGAGUCAACCCGCAGUUCGGAAGGGCGUGGUACCCGUGCUCACUUUGGACCCUAGAAAGAGGGUCCUGGCUGCCAACAAAACGAAGACCAAUCUGAAGUACCUGCCCUUCAUAUCGCUGAUAGACAAAGAUCACGACACCAGCGAGUACUGGCGCGCGACCGAGCUGCUAGCCCUCAUACGGAGUCAGGAACAGCUCUUGGAUUACUCCCGAUGCAAGGUCCCCGCCCCCGCGGACCCCGUACGGUUCAGCAGUGCCCGGAACGUGCGCGCGCUCUGCCGGGGCAGUAUUGAUUUCCAGUUGUGUCCGCAAUGCGCCCAUUUCAGCAACACUUCAGAAUGCGAACUCUUCCGGGAUUCCUGCAAGGAGAAAAGAGUCCCGAAAUCGGACUUUACAUACUGCGAUCGCAAGUACGGCAAAUGGCGGUCGAUCUUCGUACCGGCCGACUAUUCGCAGUGCCGCUGUUGCGACGAGUGCGUGUUCUAUAGAGAAUUAGACGAAUCCUGUGUACAUGACGAAUUCGACUUCGAUUCCGAGGAGUUUCUCCCAGUGAGCACUAUAGAUUUCAGAGCUGGUUGCAAUCCAUACUUGGGACAUCCGGAGCAGGAAUCGCGGGCUCUUCGGUGUGACAACACCCUUCGCAGAUGUGUCCCAAUGACUGUUGGAGCUCUAGCCAAAAGCUCAUUUGUUGUCCACCGAAGCUACCACUACGAGCCAGUGGACUCUGACUGUCCCUCCUGCCGCGGCUACACCUGCCCCCCCACAAUGAAACACGAGCCAGACUGUCCCCCGGGCGCGUUCGUGCCCGACAGGGGCCAGUGCAACUGUUGCGGGCAGUGCAGCGCCUACUUCCAGUUGAACCAAAAAUGUGCUGAAUUUAAGGAGUCAAUUGAAAGUGGUAGCAGUGAAAUAGAGGUGGAAGAGGAACUCUUGGAGCCAGGGUGUGACGACGGGCUGGUCUGCCGGCAGGGGGUCUGCCAGGACAUCCACGCUGUCCACACCGCGCGCAGCCGCAAGAGGAGCAGCCAAGAACCAGAUGAACCCUACGAGCCCUGCAAGCGCGAAAUGAAAUUGUUCAAAAAGAAGUACGGAGAAGAUGGGCAUUUGCACUAUGAAGCUCCUCAGUGCACACCUCUGUGGCUCUAUGCACCCGUCCAGUGCCGUCGCUUCCUGUGCUACUGCGCCAUGGAAGACGGAACGCCCAUCGAAGGCAUCAAGGUGCCCAGGGUAGAAGUCUCCAACAUGAACUGUGAUUGUGCUCGUGAACGAUGCCGGCUAGACACAGACGUGGAGUGCGACGGCUUCGGCAACUAUAAGGAGGCCAUGUUUAUACCGCACGUUGACCAGUGGAGCGACGAUGAAUACGACAAUGAAAAUACAUCAGCGGACUGA
Messenger RNA from Cydia amplana, 1434 nucleotides. RefSeq lists its product as uncharacterized. Bases 1 to 1434 code for a protein of 477 amino acids. The record is from RefSeq and is a predicted model, not a curated record. The transcript has 14 exons. Lineage: Eukaryota; Metazoa; Arthropoda; Insecta; Lepidoptera; Tortricidae.